GAUCAAUGUAUUCGCGUGCGCAAGUGCGCUUUGCUGUCACGGCUGACACCGUUUGUUUUCUGAUGAGCGUGUGUCAUGGUGUCAUGCUUGUCGAGUUGUAUGUGCUGUCGCGAUAAACCACUCCAUGGCCAAGUGUAAAAUAUAGCGUUGUGAAUGUUUCGAGAAGAUGCGGUUAUUUUUGGGCCUUUUGUUGUUGUGCGUCCCUUCGAACUGUUUCCCCGACCAAGGGAAGUGGUCUUUCAAGGCUGAUAAUGUGUCCAGUCAAUACUUCGCCGUUCAGAAGAGCCUCUACAACGGAUCCACGGUGUCCGUGACAGUCUCCUGCGAACCCAGUAUACCGGGGAGCGCGCUUAUGCUCGAAGUGGGCUGGACGAUAUACCGCAGUCCCUGCUUCCAAGAGUUCCUCGAUGUUGACCUUUUGACGCAGGAGCAGCUAGCCGGGCUGGACGCAGGCGCAAAGCUGUUUGAUAUGGCCAGCCCAUACAGUCGCGGCGACAUCGAGCGCCACCAGUGCAUGCACCUGAUCGACCUGGGAGCGCUCCGACACACUUCACCGCUCAAAGAGUUCCUACCAAAGGCAAAGGAUGCAGGAGGCAACAAGACGACAGUCCGGCCAACAGCGGCACCGCAGCUGUCCAGCGUGAAUGAUGACGGCAUCUACAUGCUCCUGCUGCAUCUGCGCUCUGACGACAACUUUUCCGUGCAAGUGGACUUGGCCUUGCGGGGCAGCCAUGGCUACUUGUCGGCCGUCGACUGGCCCUUCCUGCCGUUCUACGGCGUGAUGUGUGGCGUGUAUGUGGUGUACGCCGUGGUGUGGCUGGUGGUGUCGGCUCUCCAGUGGCGAGACCUGCUGCGCAUCCAGUUCUGGAUCGGCGGUGUCAUCUUUCUGGGCAUGCUGGAAAAGGCGGUCUUCUACGCCGAAUACCAGUCGAUCAACACAACGGGCCGCUCGGUGCAAGGUGCCGUGCUCUUUGCCGAAGUGCUGUCAUGCCUGAAGCGUUCCCUGGCACGGCUCCUGGUGGUGGUGGUCAGCUUGGGCUUCGGCAUCGUCAAGCCCCGGCUGGGGCCCAUGCUCCACCGUGUGCUGGGUCUGGGGGCCGCCUACUUUGUGAUGGCCUCCGUCGAGGGGUGCCUGCGCACACUCAAGCCCAAGAACACACCUGACCGGUUGCUGGUGGUCCUGGGAAUAGGGCUGGCCCUGGUGGACAGCGUCAUCUGCUGGUGGAUCUUCAGCAGCCUGAGCCAGACGACACGCACACUGCGGUUGCGUCGCAACAUCAUCAAACUGUCCCUAUAUCGUCACUUCACUAACACUCUGGUGUUCGCCGUCCUGGCAUCCGUCGUGUUCAUGGUGUGGGUGACCUUCGAUCACCGCACAGUCGAGUGCCUGACGGACUGGAAGGAGCUGUGGUUUGACGAGGGCUACUGGCACUUCCUCUUCUCCCUGGUUCUGCUGGUCAUCAUGGUCCUCUGGCGGCCAACGAACAACAACAAGCGGUAUGCCUUCACUCCUCUGCUGGAUGCUGCUGACGACGAGCUGGAGGAGGAGGAAUAUCAGCAGCAGCCUCAUGAUUCUUUCGAGGGCAUGAAGAUGCGAGCCACCAACAAGCCAGCGACGGGCCAGCCAGCCGCCAACAAGGAGGAUCCGGAGGACGACCUCAAGUGGGUCGAGGAGACCAUACCCUCAUCCCUGGGAGAAACGGCUCUGCCCAGCCUCCUGGACUCAGACGAGGAAAUCAUGACCGUGCGGUUCGAACGGAACAAGAUGGAGUGAGGACAGAGCUGUGUUUGUGUGUGUACAGCGAACGGGCCAAAACACCGGGAAGCACGUCCAGUGCGCCCGAACUGUGGGACAAGAAAUGUGUCUGCCAUUCAUUCGAUCGAGGCUUCCUCUGCAAUCCAGAACCACUUCCGGUGCGAGAAAAGCUACGCACGGAUUAUCACUUUGGUUGUUAUAAUACCUUCCCCCUCCCUCUCCGCCCGGUAACUUCCCUAUUUAUUUCACAUAGCCGACUGGCCUGUUGAAUUGUUACAUAAAGUGUGUGGUUCCUUCCUGGUCUUCUUACUAUACACAUCGAUCUAACUGUGUUUGCUUUGUUUCCUUUUGUGAUGGAAUGGCGGCACUCUAGUCUCCACGAAAUGAAUGCUGCCAAUCGCUAGCGAGCGAUAUGGGGGAGACAUUUUUAAAGCAAUUGAACUGAUGCACAGCUGUCUAUUGCUUUUCGCUUCGAGAAUCAAUAGAGUCAUAGAAGUGCACAUACUAAUAAGAUACGAAAAACGGGACGGGGCAGUUUUGCACAGUCAUCUAUUCUUGCAGGUUCAAGCGAUCGACGCGCUUUGCAUGGCAAAGCAUGCUUGUAUUCUUGUCGUGCCGUCCUUGCCAUGUCUGUGUGGUGGCAAGACUUCCCUGUGUUUAGAUUCUGUAAAUAAUAAACGAGAACCUUCAAGC
Messenger RNA from Rhipicephalus sanguineus (brown dog tick), 2449 nucleotides. Its product is annotated as transmembrane protein 87A. The record is from RefSeq and is a predicted model, not a curated record. Gene Ontology annotation, cellular component: membrane; Golgi apparatus. The transcript is spliced from 17 exons. NCBI's taxonomy places the organism in Eukaryota, Metazoa, Arthropoda, Arachnida, Ixodida, Ixodidae. The coding region runs from base 167 to 1774 and encodes 535 amino acids. Gene Ontology annotation, biological process: retrograde transport, endosome to Golgi.